CAGCAACAACAACAGCAACAUCCACAUCUCCACAACAGCUGAAAACGUGGCUGGCAGCAGCUCACGAAUCGGUCGCCAGAGCGGCUCAAGUAUGUGCUUCGCAGGCGGCGCCACAAAUGGCGCUCAGGGCGGUGCUAGCACUUCAUCCGGCAGUGGUGCGGGCACCAGCGGCUCUAGCGGUUCAGCCGCAUCGAAGGCGGACAAACAAAGGGACGGCGGCGGUGGCCUCUGCGGCUGCCAAAAGGCGCCCAAAUCGCAUUGCAUAUCAGCGACAGGUGUUUUGCUUUUGGUACUGCUCUAUACGGCCAUGGGCUCGAUUAUAUUUGUGACACUCGAAGGCGAACUGGAGGAUGGAACAGCAUUAGAGACGGCUGUGGCCGCCUCCAAGCCCUAUCCGCGCACCGAGCUGGCCAAUGCCGAGAUACGUUCCAGAACUGUUGAUCGACUGUGGUCCAUAACCGAGGAUCUGAACAUACUUUACAAAGAGAAUUGGACACGGCUGGCUGCCCAGGAGGUGCAAUUGUUCCAGGACACGCUGCUGCGUGCGGUGCGCCAAUCGAAGCUCUAUCAGCCAGGCGGCGUGCAAAUGAAUGCACCGACGCACAAGUGGACCUACGCCUCGGCCUUUCUCUACUCCCUGACAUUAAUUACAACGAUAGGCUACGGCGGCAUUUCGCCGCGCACCCAGUGGGGCCGCGUGGCUGCUCUUGUCUACGCCCUAUUCGGCAUACCCAUCGUCUUGCUCUAUCUGUCCGCCAUGGGCGAGGCCCUUUCCACCGGCAUGCGCUGCCUGUUUCGCCGGCAGCGUGCCAAGGGCAGCGUUGCCAGUGGCCCCACACCUGGACCUAGUGGCAGCCGCAAACCAGACAAGGCCAAGGGCCAGCAAUACGGACACCCGGGUACUAGCAAGAUGCAUCAAUACGGCGUUCCGCCCUCCGUCUACCAACAGCAGCAGCAGCAGCAGCAACAGCAACAACAGCAACAGCAGCAACAGCAACAACAGCAGCAGCAGCAGCAGGGAGCUAAAACCGCCUUAGAUGGCUCGUCCAGUGUACCAAUCUCGAUCUGUGUGUGCGUGCUUGUGUGCUAUGUGACCAGCGGAGCAAUAUUGUUCCACAAGCUGCAGAGCUGGAGCGUGCUGGAGUCGCUGUACUUCUGCUUCACCUCGCUGGGCACCAUUGGCUUCGGCGAGCUGGCACCCAGCGGCACUUUGACAUUGUAUAUGGCCUCUGCAUACAUAUUGGUCGGCAUGGCUGUGGUGGCCAUGUGCUUCAGCUUGAUACAGACGGAGAUUGUUAUGUGGCUGCGUCGCUUCAGUGUGCAGGAUCAUGUCACGCCCAAGGUAGAGGAGUUGACUCUCGUUACGGUGCCAGUGACGCCUAAGCCCUCCUGACAACGACCCAGCGCUGAGAUGCUGGGUGCCAGCGGCAGCGCUGCGAUUGGCACUGGCGCUCAGGCUCAGGCCAACAGUCUAGGCCAGCAUCAGACCAUGUUCUUUGGCCCGGCGCACACAUUGACCCAGUACAGCUCGCUGCCACGUCGCAGUCACUUGCAUGGCGGAGUCGGAGGCGCCUCGUCGUCGGCCUUCCAGCGGAAUACACCUAUACGCCGCUCGACCGGCAUACCGGAGCAUCACAUGGAGUACUUUGUGCCGCGCAGCAUAAGCGAAUUUAAUUUAUCCGGCGUUGGCGACUUGGCGCUGCCACCACCGCGACGCUUCUCUCCCAACAUGAGCGGCAUGGGCAUGCCCAUGGGCAUGGGCGUCGGCGUCAACAUGGGCGUCAACAUGGGCAUGGGCAUGGGCAUGGGCAUGGGCAUGCCCCAUGGGCUGCAGCUGGGACCGCCGCAGACGCUGCUCUGUGGCGCCGGCACACCAUCGCAACCACCGCCAGCCCAGUUGCAAAUUGUGACGCUCAAGCCGCGCAGCGAGAAAAUGGUUACGUUCGAGGAUGAGUCGAAGUCGGCUGCCGGCGCUGCUGCUGGCACACAUUGUCCGCACGGUGUACCCACCACGCCACGCAAGUCGAGCGGCGCCACCACAGUGGACCUGUUCAUGUGACCAGCCACCUGACAGACGGCCGGUGCGGAUCAACAGCCACGCCCCAAUGCCAGCGACAGCGCCGACGACGAGCUAAAUGCAGCGCUGCGACUGCGCGACAGCAUCGACGAUGCCCUCUGCCCGAAACAGGCACCGGGAGAGGUGAUUCGCGUUUAAGUAAAGCAGCAUCCAUCUCGCACUGUAAGUAUGUGCACACAGAGAGGCGGGAGCGAGAGAGAGAGACAGAAAGGGAGAGGGAGUGUCCUACAAAUUGGGAGUUACUGCAGGCUAAUUAGGUGAAUAGCUUAACUACAACAACAACACUGAAUGCAAGCUAAGCUAAUAUUUGUGAAAUAAAUGCGUGUAAACACAGCAAGCAGCAGCGACUGGCAGAUACCCUGUAGCCAGUGUCGAGGCAUGAACAUUUUCUUUGAAGCAUUCAUCUCUACA
Molecule: messenger RNA, 2488 nt
Organism: Drosophila hydei
Lineage: Eukaryota; Metazoa; Arthropoda; Insecta; Diptera; Drosophilidae
Exons: 5
Biological process (GO): stabilization of membrane potential; potassium ion transmembrane transport
Cellular component (GO): membrane
Molecular function (GO): potassium ion leak channel activity
Source: RefSeq, a predicted model, not a curated record